AUGACACAAGUUGAUGAUUGUAGUUCUGAUGAUAGUUAUAGUACAGUUAGUAGCACAGUAUCAAGAAGUACAACCAUAAAUGAAGAGAGAAUAUAUAGAGUUGCAUGUUUAGGAACACCAGGAUGUGGUAAAUCUCAAUUACUUUUCACAUAUUGUAGUGGAUUCCCUCUAAACUGGGUUAAAGAGAUCUUUGAUAACUAUCACAAAAAAGUAUUGAUAAAUAACUCCAAAAAUAUUCACUUGGAAAUAUCUGAAACAAACUCAAUCGAGGAAUUAGAAUCUAUAAAAGGUGAUAAUGGUUUAAAUCAUAUAGAUUGUUUUUUAAUCUGUUUUUCAAUCACCAAUAGAAAAUCAUUUGAAAGUUGUUAUUCACUAUGGUAUCAAGAAUUAAUUAAAAAUAAUUUAGCAAAUACAAAAAGUUCAACACCAAUCAUAUUAAUAGGAACUAAAAAUGAUCUAAGAAAUACAAUUAAUAAUAAAAAUGAAAACUACUAUUCAAAUAAUGAAAGCUAUAUUGAAGAUCCCUGUAAUGAUGGUAAACCUUAUGUUUCAUAUGAUGAAGGUUUAGAAAUGUCAAAAAAAAUAGGCGCCGCACAUUUCUUUGAAAUCUCCUCUCUAUUGAAUAAAACAGGUUCUAUUGAAGAUUUAUUCAAUAAAAUAGCUGUUGUAGUGUAUAAUAAAAAUAAAAGUAAAAAUAAAAAAAAGAAAAGUGGUUGUAUAAUCAAUUAG
Molecule: messenger RNA, 729 nt
Organism: Dictyostelium purpureum
Lineage: Eukaryota; Evosea; Eumycetozoa; Dictyosteliales; Dictyosteliaceae
Gene: racV
Exons: 2
Coding region: 1-729 (242 amino acids)
Biological process (GO): regulation of cell shape; establishment or maintenance of cell polarity; cortical cytoskeleton organization
Cellular component (GO): cell projection; plasma membrane; cytoplasmic vesicle
Molecular function (GO): protein kinase binding; GTPase activity; GTP binding
Source: RefSeq, a predicted model, not a curated record